Messenger RNA from Parnassius mnemosyne (clouded apollo), 414 nucleotides. Lineage: Eukaryota; Metazoa; Arthropoda; Insecta; Lepidoptera; Papilionidae. The record is from the annotation of a GenBank genome assembly.
AUGGAUAUGGCGCGAACCGCAAGAAAACUCAUUUACCCGCAUCAGAAACUUAUUGUCCGAGCGUCCGUUACUUGCUCUCUAUACGACCCUCGUGCCGAGACUCAUCUUCAUACCAAUGCCAGCAAAAAUGGCUUGGCUGGUACCCUACUUCAACGCAAUCAAAAUGGAGUUUUACAACCGGUAACGUACUUCAGUCGUAAAACCACCGCGGAAGAACAAAAAUACCAUUCCUUUGAGCUAGAAACCCUUGCUGUUAUUGCAUCCCUACAGAGAUUUAGAGUUUACCUCAUUGAAAUCCAAUUUACUGUACAAACCGACUGUAACGCACUAAGGUCGACUCUUAACCAAGAGAGAUUUAGUGCCACGGAUUGCUCGGUGGUGAAUCCAAUUGCAAGAGUACGAUUGCACAAUUGA